Exaiptasia diaphana is the source of this 1536-nucleotide messenger RNA. Its product is annotated as gamma-tubulin complex component 5-like. Gene Ontology annotation, cellular component: equatorial microtubule organizing center; centrosome; gamma-tubulin complex. Gene Ontology annotation, biological process: meiotic cell cycle; microtubule nucleation; spindle assembly. The transcript is spliced from 16 exons. Gene Ontology annotation, molecular function: microtubule minus-end binding; gamma-tubulin binding. The record is from RefSeq and is a predicted model, not a curated record. The coding region runs from base 1 to 1536 and encodes 511 amino acids. NCBI's taxonomy places the organism in Eukaryota, Metazoa, Cnidaria, Anthozoa, Actiniaria, Aiptasiidae.
AUGGUACAAAAGUUCCAAGUCCAUUCACAGAGUGAUAAAGCAGAAACACUACAAACACUUUGUAAUGUGUUUUUGAACUCACAGCUCAGUGAAUCCUCUGAUGAAAUAAAGAGUGAUGCUCACUAUGCUUUGGUGCACUUACUGCUUAUACUAUCAAAUAAACCAACUCAAUAUGACUAUAUUCCACCAAUCCAAAGCUCACAGAUUUCUGUUGAUAAUAGUUUUAACUGGAAAGAGUACCUCUUGGGUGAUGCAGAAGAAGAGGUGAUUGGGAUUCCAACCAAUGCACAAAGUCUAGAGUGGUCAGAUGAUGAUCUGGAUUGCAUGGAAACAGGUUCAACUUCAGAGUGUGACUUGUCUACUGAUAAUGAUAUGGUUUCYCUUGAUACAAAAAGUACUACAAGUACCUCCUUGGCUUCAAAAAUGGAAAAGGGUGGUGUAUGGAUURGUCAGCAUGUUGUAUCUCAGUACUGGUGUGACUAUCCAAUCAAUGUGUUUUUAAAUGACAGUCCAACUACUUGUAAAUUUAAUCAGUGCUCAUUAGCUUUAAAAUGGGAGGRAAAUCAAAGAAAUCAGGACGUAUUUCAACAAUACAAGACCAGCAAGAACCUGACUGAAUCCCAUCUAGUAAAAGAGACAAUUUGGAUGCUUUCAGGCGUUGAGAAAAGUUAUGUCUAUCAAUAUAGCCAUAACUACAUGCAAGUCAACAUUGACAUUCAAGUAUCACAUUUGACCAAAAAUUCUCUUGAAAGUCUCUUAGAAUGUUUUGCCAAACUUGGUACACAAAGCAUUCAAUUACAACAUUUCAAGRCCUGUACACUGGACAAACAAGCAUUGAGUACACCAACCUCUAUGACAAUACAAGCAUUUGCAAACUCUUUGUCAAGGUAUUUCAAGAACUAUAAAGCUUUUCUAUCUGAAAUUGAAAAAGAGAUUAUCAACAAAGAGUCAACAGUCACUUUACUUAAUCUCUAUGACAGACUUGGUGUUAAAAUCAAAGAGAUUGGUACACUUUAUGAUGUCUAUAUGAGAGGUAUAUUGGAACAAAAAGACAAACCUUUACCACAGAGAGUGGCACACCUGUUGGAUACAAUUUACAGUAAUCUAAGAGAGGCUGAUGCACUUGGUGUAUCUCUGCAGUGGAAGGUUUCUGUAUUGCUUACUACUUUCUUGGAAACUCUGCAUCCAUACUUAGAGUUUAUUGAUAGUUGGGUGACAUCAGGGACCUUCCAUGAUCCUGCCAAUGAGUUUUUUAUCCUAUGGGAUGAGUUGAUACCAUUACAGAGUUCUUUAUUCUGGGAGAAGGGAAGCAGUCUCAGAACUGAUGAAACAGAUUCUUUUCUGGUCCCCUGUUUCUUGUCAAAACUUGUAAAACAGAUACUGCUGGCUGGUCAGUCUGUCAAUGUAAUUCAAGGACUUGGAAAGGUUCUGUCAAUUACCAUAUAUACUUUAGUUAAAUCAAAAGCUCCAAAAAUGUAUUUGAUACUACUUGAUUUUAUGAAUUGUUUAAAUACACAGUUCUAUAUUUUAUAUUGA